AUGAGAAUUGACCGGAGGCUUGAUUUUUAUGCCACUGGAAUCUAUUGGAGUUCUGUUGUUGAUUUCUGUGGGAAGCAGGACUGGGAAUCUGCAAUUAGAGUUGGUGUGCUGGAUUGUGGGGAAGAAGAGAACUAUGAGACGUGCAAAGAAUAUGGUAUUCACUAUUACCCAACUUUUAGGUACUUCAAAGCAUUUACAAAGCAGUUUACUACUGGAGAAAAUUACAAAGCAGGAGCAGAUCGAGAGCUGCAAACAGUUCGUCAGAUGAUGAUUGACUUCUUACAGAACCAUUCCCAAGAGUUGAGACCGCCUGCUUGCCCGCCAUUGGAUCCAGUUUCGUCUGGUGAUAUUACUUCUCUUUUUGACAAGAACAGCCAUCAUUAUACUGCUGUUGUGUUUGAAAGUAAUAACUCCUACGUUGGACGAGAGGUUAUCUUAGACUUGAUCCAGUAUGAAAACAUCAUUGUAAAGAGAGCACUGAAUUUUGAUAAGCCUUUGCUUGAGAAACUUGGUAUUACCUCAGUCCCUUCAUGCUAUCUGAUACAUCCAAAUGGGUCCCAUGGAUUAAUUAACAUUUUGAAGCCCCUACGGUCUUCCUUUUCUUCGUAUUUAAAGUCACUGCCAGGUGUAAGAAAAAAACUUCUUUUGCCACUUCAGCUACCUGUUCAGGAAAACAAAGAGGAGAGUACGGAAAUCAAGGUGUGGAAAGAGUUUGAUAAAUCCAAGCUGUACAUGGCUGACCUUGAAUCGGGAUUGCAUUACCUGCUCAGGGUAGAGCUUGCUACGCACAAGACACUUGAGGGAGCUGAGCUAAAGACCUUCAAGGAUUUUGUUACCAUCUCUGCCAAGCUUUUUCCUGGCCGUCAGCCUGUGGUAAAGUUGUUAGAGACCUUGCAAGAGUGGCUGGUGAGCCUUCCAUUAGACAAAAUCCCUUACGAUGCUAUCCUAGAUCUGGUGAACAACAAAAUGCGGAUUUCUGGGAUAUUUCUCACUAAGAAAGUUCAGUGGGUCGGAUGCCAGGGCAGCAGACCGGAGCUGAGAGGUUACACCUGUUCCCUUUGGAAGCUGUUUCAUACUCUAACUGUUCAAGCUGCACUGCGACCAAAAGCUCUGAUAAACACAGGUCUUGAAGACAAUCCCCAAAUCGUACUUCAGAUCAUGCGGAGAUACAUUCACCACUUUUUUGGAUGCAAGGCUUGCGCUCAGCAUUUUGAAGAAAUGGCUAAAGAGUCCAUGGAUUCCAUUAAAACCUUAGACAAGGCUGUUCUCUGGCUCUGGGAGAAACACAACGUGGUGAAUAACAGGCUCGCAGGUGAUUUGACUGAAGAUCCAAAAUUUCCCAAAGUUCAGUGGCCAACUCCAGACAUUUGUCCUGCGUGUCAUGAAGAAAUUAAAGGAUUACACAGUUGGAAUGAAGCCCAAGUUCUACAGUUCAUGAAGUAUCACUAUAACAGUGAAAAUAUUCUAUAUAAAUACACUGCAAGCCAGACUGACUCCAGUGAAACAGAACAGGGGGAUACAAGAGAGGUGAAAGACAAAAACCCACUGAAGAAACCAAGCGGAAACAGAGAAAAUAAGAUCCAGGAUAAAGAGAACAUACUAGAUUCAGAAUCGAAGGUGUUAGAUAAGUUGGUAGCAAAUCAUGGACCUGUCAAAGAUAACGGUAAAAGCGCAGUUGGAUCAGCUGGCCUUAAAGAGACAAAGCAGGCCAUGUCUUUCUUAGGGAUUGGAUUUUCAAACAUAGACAUGAGUCUGUGUGUCAUACUGUAUGUAGCAUCAUCCUUAUUUUUAAUGAUCAUGUACUUUUUUUUCCGAAUGAGAUCAAAACGGUGGAAAGUGAAGUAUUAUCGUUCAUCUGUAUAAAAUUGGAAACUAAGUUUUCGUUGUACGUGGCUGUUCAGUACCAGAUACAGCUUUAAUAUUUAUGAUCAGGGAUUUUUAUAUACAGUAUUCCUUGUUUCAGAACCCUUUCUUCCCAAGUCAUUUCACAAGUGUUCUAGCUUAAUAUAAGGAGCUCGCCCUAAGAACCCUAAUCUGUAACAGAGGCACACAGUGCUGUCGUAAAACGUCCACUGAAGGAAGCAUUACAUUUUUCAGUUCAGAUUUUUCCGUGACUCGCCACCUACAUCCUUUACUCAUUUUCAGAGUAAACAUUGCAUUAUGCAAUCAACUGUGCCUGGUGUAGAAGGAAAUUGGAUAUUGUUUUGUGUACUUCAAGUCAGGUUUGUUUUUUUGGUGUUGUUUUUUAAUUUAUCCAAGCUGAUUUUACCUACCAGAAUACUGAGUGGUUAUGCUGUUACUUUGACUGCUUCAUUUGGAGAAGCAAGAAUUCUUUUUUUUUUUUUUCAGGAAACAAGAGUUCUAUUCCCAUUAAAUCAAUUCUAAAUCCAUGUGACUUUCUGAAAUAUUAUUUACACUGCAUAUUUAAAGUAGAAAGCAUUACAUGUUCAAAUAAGUCUUCCGUUCUCUUGUGAGUUCCAGCCAAGGAUGCGUAUGUGUCUCCUAGGAUGGGAGUUUUGGGGCAUUUUGUAUCUCAAUUAGCAGCCUGAUUCUGACUGCUAAUGCUGUCAUCCAUUUUGAUGAAUUUUAGAUGUCAGCGAGGUAGUCUCAGACCCAGCGCUUUACUUGUUCCUCCAUUGGACGUGGUAAUGGAGCAUUAGAUAACUCCCCUCACUCCUUUGUGAUCCAGAAAAGUAGCUGAGUAGUUACUGUGUUACCCAGAUGGAAGCCAAUUCUGUUGAACUCUAGUAAGGGGAAACCAUGUUUUUAGUGGAGGACAGCAAAAUUUGCAUCAGCGUGCCAGAACAGAUUUACAGAUCUGAAAAAUCAGUUUUUUAUGAUGUUGGAAAACUCCUUUACAAUAUAGGAAUUUUUUUGUGGUGAGGUGGAGCAAACAUUUGGUAUUUCCAGUCUGAAGCUCGCAGUCUCCCCUGCUCCCUGUGAAGUUGUCUGUAGAGUGCUUGGAAGAACAGCCCGUUGCUGUUGCCCUUCUGCUGGAGGGCUCCUGGGUUUGGGUCCAGAAGGGUUUCACUGAUGGUUAAAUCCGAGAGCUGCUCCCUUCUGGGAUGCAGCAGCGCUUGGGAAUAUGGCAGUUGCCUUCGCAGGGCUGGUGGGGUCCUGGCUGGCAGCAAUUAGAAGAAACCAUGAAAACAGUUACAAAAUUCCCCCUUGGAAUAGGAGUUCCUGUCUGAGCCUAGCUGGGAGGAUAAUUCACGUCCUGGAUAGUGAAGUUUAUAAUCCUAUCCAAUGUAAUUGAGCAUGUUCUGGUUAUCCAUUACCUAAUCUUCAGUUAAUCCUAAUAGGUUUUGGCCUCAAUGUUUUCUCGUGGCGGUGAGUUCUACAGAUUAAUUAUGUUAUAUAAAAAGGCUUUUCCUUUCAUUUCGACAUUUGCAACUUUUAAUUUAAUUGAAUGUUUGCUAGCUCUUCAGUUAUGCGUGAAGGAAUAAACAGUCCCUGGCCAAUUCAUUGUAUUUAUACCAUUGGUGCGUCCUCCUCUUAUUUCCAUCAUAAGCCCUAGCAUAAAAAGUUUAAAGCCUAGCAACAGGAAUGGUCUAAAAGCACAAAAACUCAACAGAGAUAUGGGGGGGUUUUUUUCUAAUCAAAUCUUCUUUGAACAUUUCUGACAUGAGUUUCUGCGGCUUCCACUUGGAACAACAAAAUUGAGCUUCAGAGAUUUACUGUCCCUUGUUCCCUAAGUUUAUCAAAAGAACAUACACAGAGUAAUAACCUGUGGUUAUUGUAAACGUGUCAGAGGGAAAAAAAAAAAAAUCUCCACUGACGUGACACCGUUAGCCUGCUGUACAUGGAGAGGCUCAUUAUCUCUGGUUCCCUUAAGCCGUCUUCACUGUUUGUUGUGCGUGUGCCCGAUGGCUCUUGCUCCAGUGGGACAGACUUGGCUCUGCACACUCUGGGUGAAGCUGGGGGCCAGCUCCUGCCUUCUGCCACCUGCUGCCUCCGCCCAGCCGAGCGCUGCCGGGAGCACCCGCAGCAACUUUGUUGUUUCCCUGGGCUAACGGGAAAACCUUGAUUUUGACGUUGUCUGCCACGUUAAGGCAGGCCGUGCUUAAGGACCCUCACUGCUCAAGAGUUCUGGCACAAGGAGCAAUCAUGGGUCUGUUCUCUUUAGGAAUAUAAUUACAGCACCUGGGCUUGAAUAUUAAAACAGGUUGUAAGUAGCCAGAAAGAUAGAGAACCAGUGGUGGAAGGUGGUCCAGGCUGGCUCGUCAGUGCCACUUGCUUUGUGCUGGAAUCCAGUGAAAGGUCCCAGGAGGAGGCUUGUUAGGAAAGCCCAGAGUUCCCAAUUUAAUUAAAAAACUCAGGCAACUUUUAAGUGGCCUAAUUCAGGGAGACAUUAAUACCUGCCAAUAGGCAAAGGACGUUUAACUCCUGA
Messenger RNA from Athene cunicularia (burrowing owl), 4390 nucleotides. RefSeq names its product quiescin sulfhydryl oxidase 2 (gene QSOX2). Lineage: Eukaryota; Metazoa; Chordata; Aves; Strigiformes; Strigidae. Bases 1 to 1863 code for a protein of 620 amino acids. Gene Ontology annotation, cellular component: Golgi membrane. The transcript has 12 exons. The record is from RefSeq and is a predicted model, not a curated record. Gene Ontology annotation, biological process: protein folding. Gene Ontology annotation, molecular function: flavin-dependent sulfhydryl oxidase activity; protein disulfide isomerase activity.